Cyprinodon variegatus (sheepshead minnow) is the source of this 431-nucleotide messenger RNA. Its product is annotated as derlin-2. Gene Ontology annotation, biological process: endoplasmic reticulum unfolded protein response. The record is from RefSeq and is a predicted model, not a curated record. Gene Ontology annotation, molecular function: misfolded protein binding; ubiquitin-specific protease binding. The coding region runs from base 43 to 411 and encodes 122 amino acids. Lineage: Eukaryota; Metazoa; Chordata; Actinopteri; Cyprinodontiformes; Cyprinodontidae. Gene Ontology annotation, cellular component: Hrd1p ubiquitin ligase ERAD-L complex; endoplasmic reticulum membrane. The transcript has 3 exons.
GUUUUUCUUUAACCGCCUGUUUUCAGGUACAGAUACUGCCGGAUGCUGGAGGAGGGCUCUUUCAGGGGCCGAACGGCUGACUUUGUCUUCAUGUUCCUGUUUGGUGGCCUCCUCAUGACCAUCUUCGGCAUGUUUGUGAGCCUCGUCUUCCUCGGCCAGGCCUUCACCAUCAUGCUCGUCUACAUCUGGAGCCGAAGGAACCCAAACGUUCGCAUGAACUUCUUCGGCCUCCUUAACUUCCAGGCUCCCUUCCUGCCCUGGGUGCUGAUGGGAUUCUCACUCCUGCUGGGAAACUCCAUCAUCGUCGACCUUUUAGGCAUCGCUGUCGGUCAUGUGUAUUACUUCCUGGAGGACGUGUUUCCCAACCAACCAGGAGGAGGACGGUGGCUCAAGACUCCAUCAAUCAUGUAAGUCUGUGUUUUUUUAGCCCA